Messenger RNA from Nematostella vectensis (starlet sea anemone), 1902 nucleotides. RefSeq names its product transmembrane protein 19. The transcript has 2 exons. The record is from RefSeq and is a predicted model, not a curated record. Gene Ontology annotation, cellular component: membrane. Lineage: Eukaryota; Metazoa; Cnidaria; Anthozoa; Actiniaria; Edwardsiidae. The coding region runs from base 189 to 1103 and encodes 304 amino acids.
CACCCUUCUUCCACGCCGGUGGAAAAUUGAUUCCCUUGUCUUUACCUUCGUGACUCGAGUAGUCUGUGUGUUUUCAUCACGAUGUACGGUAGAGACUUUACAAGGCUAAGACGUAGAGACUUUACAAGGCUAAAACGAUUAGAGUUUUGCACGAUUACAUUCUCACGAUCACACUAGAAACUCUUAAAAUGAAUGCUGAGUUUAUCCUUCGAGCGGGUUUCGCCUUUGUGGUCAGUAUUUUUAUUUCAAGAAGAGGAUUUCGGAGUAAAUCUCUCGAUCUCUCAGGUGCUUUGGCGGCCGUCUUGGUUGGGUUUGCCUGUGCUCUGAGUAGUCUCUGCUUCUUUUCGUCGCUUCUCGCCUUCUUCCUUAGUUCUUCAAGACUCACAAAUUUUAGAGCCGAAGUUAAAAGAGAACUAGAAGAUGAUUUUAAAGAAGGAGGCCAACGUAACUGGGUUCAAGUAAUGUGCAAUGGAGGCAUCGCCACCUUGGUGUCGCUCAUAUAUGUGGUAGACAAAGGAUGUGGAGAACGCUACAUAGACUAUGCCCAUGACUUUGAUGCCUCAUUGAUGGCUAUGGCUGUAUUAGGUGCCUUGGCUUGUAGCUGUGGAGACACAUGGUCAUCAGAAAUUGGCACCGCCAUAAAAAGUCACACCCCUCGUCUGAUAACAACCCUGCGCAAGGUUCCUGUGGGAACAAAUGGUGGUGUCACCAUACCAGGAACUGUUGCUAGCAUGACUGGAGGUUUAUUUGUCGGAUUAGCCUAUUAUGGGACCCUGUAUCUUACAGUGCUAAUGCGUGUCAAGGUUGAAGUACCUCCGCAGUGGCCAAUCAUAUUUAUUGGACUUGUUGCUGGCUUCUUUGGAUCAAUAAUAGACUCAUUUCUUGGUGCAACAGUGCAAUAUUCUGGCUUCUGUUCUGUCAAAAAGCAUGUUGUGAACAGACCUACUGCAACCGCCAAGCAUAUCUCUGGAAUCCUCUUGCUAGACAACCAUGCAGUUAACCUUGUGUCCUCAGCAGUUACUGGCUUUGCAAUGCCCAUAUUUGGGUACUAUGUGUGGAAGUAUGUUAAUGACAGCAACCACUUGGUAGUCAUGGAUAGCUGACCCUUAGUUAAAUCAUCAUUGAGUUCUUAAAUAGUACAUGGAAAAGUACUUGGAUAUAAAUUUAUGGUUUAAAAGGCUGGCAGGCAUUCUAUUGCUUUGCAAAUUUUACCACUUCCCAUCAUUUUAUUUAGCAACCUGAAUAACUCCUCAUUUUAGUUGGUGAUAUAAGAGAAAAGGGUUAACAAGAAAAAUAAAGCUAGAAAUUCAUAGAUUUAAGUCAUGGAUUAUAUUACUUUUGUUGUCACAACAGGCACAUAACAGCAGGCAUAAUACUUGUAGGUCUGAGUAGCCCUGUUUAUAUUUAAAUUCUCCAAUUUCUUUUUUCGAAUUGAGGUUUAAAACCUUGUAGAUUUAGAGGGAAACAGGGAGCAAUUUGGAGACAAUAUUUAUACAGCUACGAUCUGUAAUUUUCUCUGUUUAUCGCAAUGACAAACGCAGUCUGGAACUCUUUUCAGUUAGGAUAACAAAAUAUUUAAAACUGGGCUCUGAUAUAAAAGCCAAGGUACACCGCAUAUUUAGUGAUACAGGUUUUAGAGCCAUUAAAGAGGCACAUUUUUAGACAAAUCACCAGAAACAUAUAUGUUUUUGUUUUAAUUUAUUACAUAAAUUAUAAACUAUUUAAAAGAAAGGAAGUUGUGCCAGUUUUUCAAUUAAGAAUAUUUUAGUAUUGAGUGCAAGAUAUAAUUUAGUUAAAAAAUAUCAAAUGCUGUAUAGUAGUUUUCUGUAUUUUAGAUCUGUAAUCUGGCACUGUUGUUUGAUGCAUCAAUGCAACAUAAAAUAAAGAAUUUUUGAGUUUUGA